CGAUAUCACUCACCAUCUAUACAACUCGAGUAUGUCGGAAUUCCUCUCCUCUUCUCCGUUUGUUCUGAAAUAGAUAUACCAGGAUUUUUUCAAGACAUCAUGGAUGGCUUUUCUCAGCGCUCUUCAGCAGCACUGACUUCAAGUUCCAUACGCUGUUGUCCCCACUGUGAAAAGGUAUUCAACAGAGAAAUCCAAUAUAAACGACAUGUAUUAUAUUGUCUCCAGGCAGAGACAAAGCGCAAAGGUCGGCCUAGAUCCUGUGCGAAUUGCAGCACCGCCAAAACAAAAUGCAGCUUCGACCGGCCACAGUGUUCAAGAUGUGUUAAUAAAGAUCUACUCUGCGUCUAUGAAAGAGCAAAAAAAGUGGGCCGUGGAGGUGACGGUCGAGGAGAGCCCAUGGUCUUCAGAACAGACGGGGAUUCAAGUCUCGUUCGCGCAAGUUCAAAAGGGCCCGAAACCGAUGUUUAUGAUAUUCCCGAUAGUGUCAUCGCACUUGGCCGGGAAGAUAUAGACCUGAACGCCAUAGAAUGGGAAAACUUAGACUGGGACUCAAGCUUUCAGCAAGGUGGAUUUCUGAAUUCUACAUCCAGGAGUUUCUCAGCAAGAUCGGCCACCUUUCGACAAACCCUCUUUCCGGCGGCGCCCGCAAUUCCAUCUAGAAGGAAAGCUGUUACACCUCGUUAUGCACUGAGUACGCCAGUCGAACACGGUGUCAAGUUGGUGCUGCAUAUCAUCCAUGCUUUUCCGCAGAUGAUGUUGCGUCGACAGACAUUUCCUCCGUUCAUUCAUCAACACUGGCAUACUACUACUCUACCCGAGAAGCUGGCAACUUGCAUGAGUAUAGCUCAGCUCUUUGCUUCAAGAACCCAAGAAACCAGACCUUUUCUCUGGCGAUCUAUUGACAGUGAAAAUCAACGCUUUAGGGACGAAAUGAUGAUUUAUGCCCCUCAUGAAAUUAUUGUUGCCAUGCAAGCACUUGUUAUUUACACAAUAAUGGCUAUUGUGGAUCAAAAUGGCGAAUCACCUCCUCGCUAUUCAUACUUGGCUCGCACAUUCAAGGUAUUGACAAUAAGAUUCAUACAAUUGCUCGGCACAGCUCCUUUUUCCGAGGCCGAAUGGGCGAAUCCAAGUCUUCAGUGGGAAGAUUGGAUUUUUGCGGAAUCCCGUAGGCGAUUAGGCUGUCUUUGGUUUGUCAUCAGCCGGCUCAUUUGCCCGGACGUGGACUUACUGUGUCCAACUUUGAAAGCCGCCCGAAACAAGCCAUUAUGUACAGCUAAAGGCAUGUGGGAGGCCCGGUCUCGCGAAGAAUGGGAGACUGAGCGUUCUUUUUAUAACGCUAGUCUCUUAUACUUGGACAUGUGGAAUUUUGGGUCGUUGAUAGAUGCACAUCACGGUCAAGGGCCCUUGAAUACCAUGAGACUGGACGCCUGGGGAGCCAGCACCGACAAGAUGGGGGCUUUGCUGACUAUUGCAGUCUCUCUGUUUGAUAAAGAUCUAGAUGAAUCCCAAACGAGUCAGUGAUCGGCUGGCCCCUUUCCUUAUGAAAUAGCACUAUAUUCAAUUGUAUACGGAUUGCUCAAUCCUUUCC
Talaromyces proteolyticus is the source of this 1588-nucleotide messenger RNA. RefSeq lists its product as uncharacterized. Bases 100 to 1521 code for a protein of 473 amino acids. Gene Ontology annotation, biological process: regulation of DNA-templated transcription. Lineage: Eukaryota; Fungi; Ascomycota; Eurotiomycetes; Eurotiales; Trichocomaceae. The transcript has 5 exons. Gene Ontology annotation, molecular function: DNA-binding transcription factor activity, RNA polymerase II-specific; zinc ion binding. The record is from RefSeq and is a predicted model, not a curated record.